This is a messenger RNA of Lutzomyia longipalpis, 1579 nucleotides long. Its product is annotated as alpha-amylase 1-like. Bases 40 to 1527 code for a protein of 495 amino acids. The transcript has 3 exons. Gene Ontology annotation, biological process: carbohydrate metabolic process. The record is from RefSeq and is a predicted model, not a curated record. Lineage: Eukaryota; Metazoa; Arthropoda; Insecta; Diptera; Psychodidae. Gene Ontology annotation, molecular function: cation binding; alpha-amylase activity.
AGUAUAUUUCUAACUUUUGAUCGUUGAAUUACAUUUGAAAUGAAAAUCUUUUGGAUUUUCUUCUUGGCCACAGUGGCCACUGUUCGUGGUCAAUUUGAUCCGCACUACGUUGCAGGUCGUAGUGUGAUGGUCUUCCUUAUGGACUGGAAGUAUGAGGACGUUGCUCUGGAGUGCGAGAGGUUCCUCGGACCUAUGGGCUUUGCUGGUGUUCAGGUUUCAGCUGCUUCUGAAAAUGAUAUUGUUACAAGUCCACUACGUCCUUGGUGGGAACGCUAUCAAGUUGUCUCAUACAAGAUCGGUUCGAGAUCUGGGGAUGCAGACAGUUUUGCAGACAUGUGCACCAGAUGCAAUAACGUUGGGGUACGCGUCUACGUUGAUGCCAUCUUCAACAACAUGGGGGGUAUGGGGAUUAUGAAUGGAACAGCCGGAUCAUUGGGAGAUUCAAUAACAAGAACCUUCCCUGCUGUCCCCUACACUAUUCUAAAUUUCCACAAUCCACCAUGUUCGAUAACAGACUACAACAACACGCAACAGGUUCGCAAUUGUGAUCUUGUAGGUGCUCCGGAUCUUGAUCAAUCUCAACCCUAUGUUCGAGAUAGAAUUGUAGGUUAUCUGAAUCAUCUAACUUCCCUUGGGUGCGCUGGUUUUCGCAUUGAUUCAGCCAAGCAUAUGUGGCCAACGGACCUCCAGGCCAUCUAUAGCAGUGUUAUAGACUUAAAUACAGCUCAAGGAUUUCCAGCUGGUAGCAGAUCAUUCAUCUUCCAAGAAGUCAUUGAUUCUGGCAAUGAAGCAAUUAAGAAGACUGAUUACUCCGGAAUUGGUGAUGUUACUGAAUUCCUCUAUUCGUACUACCUUACUGAUAUCUUCAAAGGCAAUCAACCUCUGAGCACCUUGAGUACUUGGGGUCAAUCAAACUGGGGAUUCCUUCCAUCGGAUCGUGCUUUGGUGUUUGUUGAGAAUCACGACAACGAACGUGGUCAAUACGAAUCAGCAGCGCUCAACUACAAAGAUGGAAAACCCUACGUAAUGGCUGUGGCCUUUGCUUUAGCUCAUCCUUUCGGCAAUUUACGCAUCAUGUCCGAUUUUGACUGGACAACCUACGAUCAGGGACCACCAAUGGAUGCCAAUCAGGACAUCAUUUCACCCACUAUCAAUGCAGAUGGCAGCUGUGGAAGUGGAUGGGUGUGUCAGCAUCGUUGGAGGCAGAUUUACGGUAUGGUUGGCUUCAGGAAUACUGCAGAUACAGCAGACGUCACCAACUUCUGGUCCAACGGCAACAAUCAGAUUGGUUUUGCUCGUCAAGGACGUGCCUUCGUGGCUUUCAACAACAACGACGCGGAUAUGAAUCAGACUCUUCAGACAACCCUUCCAGCAGGCACGUACUGUGAUGUCAUAACCGGCGUUGCGGAGAAUGGAGCCUGCACAGGUAGAACCAUUGUUGUGGCAAAUGAUGGAACAGCUAAUUUUGUUAUCCUUACAUCAGAUGCAGAUGGUGUGAUUGCCAUUCAUGUUGACCAGAAAUUGUAAAAGGAAUUUAAAAUAAAAGCACAGACCAAGAAUUUUGGUUGUUCCUUGAAAA